Ascochyta rabiei is the source of this 1032-nucleotide messenger RNA. Its product is annotated as translation initiation factor eIF-2B subunit alpha. Gene Ontology annotation, cellular component: eukaryotic translation initiation factor 2B complex. Lineage: Eukaryota; Fungi; Ascomycota; Dothideomycetes; Pleosporales; Didymellaceae. The transcript has 2 exons. The record is from RefSeq and is a predicted model, not a curated record. Gene Ontology annotation, biological process: translational initiation. The coding region runs from base 1 to 1032 and encodes 343 amino acids. Gene Ontology annotation, molecular function: guanyl-nucleotide exchange factor activity; translation initiation factor activity.
AUGAGUGCCAAUUCGAAUUUCGACAUUGUGUCGACAUACCGGCGCAUUCUCAAUGAUGAUCCGGAGCUUACUAUGCCCGUUGCGGCCAUCGAAGCCCUCGUUGAGGCCAUCGCACAGAGCUCGGUAUCAACCGUCGCCGAAACCCUCGAUCUUCUCGAGCGCCACACUGCCGCGCUGAAGGCUUCGAUCGCAAACCCCAUAUCGCUCUCUGCCGGCACAGAUCUCUUCCAACGUUAUCUCAUUACCACACUCAACCGCCCGGCAAGCCUGAAUCUUGGCCCUGACGACGAUUUCCGUGCGAUUCGAAACCACCUACUGUCAAAUGGCAAGCUGUUCGUAGAGCGAGCUAAGCAGAGUCGAGAGAACAUCGCUAGCUUUGGCAAACACUUCAUCCGUGAUGGGGCUACCGUGCUCACAAACGGUGGAUCGCGUGUUGUGGGUGCACUGCUGAGGAGGGCAGCUGAGUCAAGCACAAUCCGCUUUAGGGUUGUCUACGUGGUGCCAUCAUCACGCUCGUCUGAUGAGAAUGAAGGGGAUCAGACCGUAUCCGACCUGCGCGCGCACAAUGUGCCUGUAGCCACCAUCUCGGAUUCCGCAGUCGCGUACUCGUUGGGCAAGGUGGACAUGGUCAUUGUGGGCGCAGAAGGCGUUGUCGAGAACGGUGGCAUCAUCUCACGUAUGGGAACAUAUCAGAUGGGUUUAUUGGCCAAGAGCAAGGGCAAGCCAUUCUACGUGGUCGCCGAAAGCCACAAAUUCGUUAGGCUGUAUCCACUUAGCCAGUUCGAUUUACCCAUCGAGCAGAAGGUGCUCGACUUCAAGGUCACGGACGAUCCCAAGGUCAGCAAGUCAGGUGCAAAGGACACAGUAGAUGAAGGCAUUGCAGACAUGACUCUGAAGCACACCUCGACAGGUCUCAAUGCACAGGAUGCUGUUGAUUUCACACCACCUGACCUGAUCUCUGGAAUCAUCACAGAGUCUGGCGUGCUGACACCAUCGGCAGUGUCUGAGGAGUUGAUCAAAAUUUGGUUCUGA